Adineta steineri is the source of this 264-nucleotide messenger RNA. The record is from the annotation of a GenBank genome assembly. NCBI's taxonomy places the organism in Eukaryota, Metazoa, Rotifera, Eurotatoria, Adinetida, Adinetidae.
AUGAAUACAAUCAAGAUUCAUUGCUAUAUUGUUUUUAUUAUUCUCAGUAUAACAGUUCAAAUCAAAUCUCAAAUAUGCGAGAAAACACCUCAGUAUGGUGAAUGUUCUACAAAUAGUGCAUGUGGAUGUUUUCAUGUGGCAGGUGCUAAUAAUGGUACAGGUAUUUGUGGUUUUCGCUGGCCAACAUGUUCUCGUCUUGAACUGUGUAAUUCGUCAGACAAUUCAUGUUCUCAACUUAAUACGACCUGUGUUCAACAUCCUUGA